Capsaspora owczarzaki ATCC 30864 is the source of this 571-nucleotide messenger RNA. RefSeq lists its product as hypothetical. The transcript is spliced from 5 exons. The record is from RefSeq and is a predicted model, not a curated record. NCBI's taxonomy places the organism in Eukaryota, Filasterea, Ministeriida, Capsasporidae. Gene Ontology annotation, cellular component: mitochondrion. Bases 28 to 459 code for a protein of 143 amino acids.
CUCUAGAAAAGUAAAAUCAGUGGCACCAUGUCCGUCCUAACACGAUUCUCGAGCACCCUCGGCAGCCGGGCAGCCAUCGCAGGCACCCAGACCGCGCUCCGUCGCUUUGCUGCCACGCACGCAGCGUACGCGCCAAACCCAGAGCGACAGAUCGGCGACUACCCUGACUUUGCCCCAUCCAGCGCCCAGCUCAAGGAUCCCUCGCUCUACGAGGAUGCCCAGGAGCGCCGCAACCUGAAGGAUACUCUGCACGAGAACGACGAGCUCUACACUGUAUGGGUUGUCGACGAAAAGUCGCCUGUUAGCCGCUCCACUGCGCUGAAGCACCUUUUGAUCAUGGCUGGGUUGCUGACCGGUUUGUAUGGGCUUGCAAAGCUCUACGACGCGCCUUCGCGAAAGCCAACGACACAACGGGAACUCCCCUUCCACGAGCCCAACGGCUUUGCAAAGCAGCAGUAGAAAAAAAAUCCCACUGUGUCAAUUCUGUGUUUUUUGUUGUUUGUGCAUUGUUUCGAUGUCAGGGAUUGUCGUCCCAAUAUCAAAAUCGUGCUGUUGACUUGCGUUUACACGA